GGCGGCGCGCUGUCCCGGCUUCCGGCGGCCGGCGGGGCUGGCGGGGGCAUGGGGAAGGUGAGGGGGCUGCGGGCCCGCGUGCACCAGGCGGCGGUGAGGCCGGCGGGGCAGGCCCUGUGCGGCCCCGCGCCCCCGGCCCGGGAGGCGGCCCCUGCGCAGGCGGCGGCCGGCGGGGUCGGCGCGAAGGAAUGGGCUUUCACAAGCACCGAUAUUUUCGCCGGGACGAAGAUAGACCCCAGCGCCUUGGUGCAGAAGCUGGACCCGGACGCGAGGAGUGUUGCUUCCAUCAGGAGAGGUGUGGAGCCCAGGGUGGUUUUACCCAAGAAGGAGAAGCUGAAGCUGCGGCGUGAGAGGUGGCUGCAGAAAAUCGAAGCCAUUAAGCUGGCGGAGCGACAGCGCAAGGCGGAGCGGAGACGGAGGGCUGCGGUGGUGGUGGGGGACCUGCAGCCCCUGAGAGAUGCCCUCCCUGAGCUGCUGGAGCUGGAGGCGGGUGCACGGCAGCCCCGUGCCCGAGGCAGAGUGAGCCGCAGGCCCCGGCCCGCCGAGCUGAGCCGCAUGAGCGCUGCGGAGAGGCUCCAGCUCCUGGAGGAAGAAAGGGCUCGGUUUCGGGAGCUGCUGGCCAGUCCAGCCUACAGGGCCAGCCCCCUCCUGGCCAUCGGGCAACAGCUGGCCCGGCAGGUGCAGCUGGACGGCGGCAGCCAGCUCUGAUGCAGCCCGGAGGCAUCCCAGGAGCUCCAGGGAUCCGCCCCUUGCCGUCCUUGCCCCGAACCUGGCCAGAGAGCCCACCGCGAAAGUGAGGGCACGGUCGCAGGUGUUGGGGUGAGGGCAGCUCCCCUGUGCUCCCCACAGUCCCUGGGCUUCCUUCCAGACUGCUCUCGGGCUGCCCAGGGUCCCUCGGCACGAUCCCCCACCCGGCUGGCUAUGCGCCUCCCCAGCUCCUCUGCAGCCCGAGAUGCUGUCCAGGCGGAUUCUGUGGGCGGCUGCUGCCCUCCCAGUUCCCAGGGGCUCCUGUCUGCUCCUCUUGGGUCAUGGCCUCCGUGCCCCUCCCCCAGCCCUUUCCCCCCCGUGUCUCCCUUGAGCUCCAAGCCCGCAUCGCUCCCGACCUGCACCUGGCAUUGAGGUGAGCAGGGCCGCCGCCGUCCAGCCGUCCGGAGACGGCGCAGACCUGGUCCUGCCCGAGAGCAAGAUGGGCAUUUCCUGUCCGAAGCCUGGGGUUUGGAGGCCAGGCUGCAGGGACAGACUUCACCCCUAAGGGCCUGGACUUGUCCGGGGGGUGUGUGUGGUGUGGGGGCACCCUGUCCACGUCCCGUGGGGUCAGUGGUGCUGGUCGUGUGGCCCAGUGGCCUGGGCACCCAGGGCAGCAGCUCCAGACCCAGGGAAGCCCCAUCACCCUCGGGGCCAGGGCUGGGAUACCCAGUACCCCUUGCCUGGCUGUGGCGUGCGGGCGGGGCGUCCAAGAGCCAGGCACUCUGGGCUUUGUGGCCGAACUGGCGUGAGCUCUGGAAAUGUCGUCGACCUCUGGUGCCACGGCUAGUGU
This is a messenger RNA of Lontra canadensis (Northern American river otter), 1537 nucleotides long. RefSeq names its product family with sequence similarity 207 member A (gene SLX9). Gene Ontology annotation, cellular component: nucleolus; preribosome, small subunit precursor; 90S preribosome. The coding region runs from base 49 to 708 and encodes 219 amino acids. Gene Ontology annotation, biological process: maturation of SSU-rRNA from tricistronic rRNA transcript (SSU-rRNA, 5.8S rRNA, LSU-rRNA). NCBI's taxonomy places the organism in Eukaryota, Metazoa, Chordata, Mammalia, Carnivora, Mustelidae. The transcript is spliced from 6 exons. The record is from RefSeq and is a predicted model, not a curated record.